Porites lobata is the source of this 2813-nucleotide messenger RNA. The record is from the annotation of a GenBank genome assembly. Lineage: Eukaryota; Metazoa; Cnidaria; Anthozoa; Scleractinia; Poritidae.
AUGGCUGUAUUUUCUGCGUUUCAAGCUAUGCGGUUAAUUCUCCUUGUCUCUGUCCUUUAUGAUGCUGUUGGAAAGAGUUGUCGCUCCUCUUUUUCCUGCAUUAAAGAUCAGGUUUGUUGCGAUCAUAAAUGUAUUUACGGAUCGGAUUGUUUAGGUUCACUCUGCGCUCUUGAUUCGGACUGUUCCGUCGGUCAAAGUUGCUGCAGCAAUAAAUGCAAACAUGGCCUUCACUGCGUCGGAUCUCGCUGCUCUGAGAGCAAUGACUGUGGAGUUUACGAGUCUUGCUGUUUUGGAACAUGUUCGUAUGAUGUAGAUUGUAAACUCUACCGCACUAUAGAACUAGUCGGUAUAAUAUGUGGUGCAACGAUGCUCCUUUGUGUGGUCUUUGUUUGUGUUUUCUGGGCUUACCACCGACGCCACACAGAGGUUCGUCCAACUCUGAACAGUAACACAAGCUUUGUGCCACAGGCAAACCAAGCACAGCCAUACCACGCAAGAUACCUGGAUAACCCCCUUCGUCAGUAUCAGAUGCCCAGUCCCCCUCCACCAUACAGCCCUGGAACAACAUCAGUGAGUGAACAUCAUCCCUACUCCAUUGCCGCGAGAGCAGAGCCGGGGACAUCAGAUGGAGAAGAACGCUGAUGUUAUAUCACACUGGGCAUUACAAACUGCAUCAGGACAAGGCCAGGCUGUCUAAAACAAAUUAUUAGUAGAAACCGGGUCAGCUAUCAGACCUGUAGAAUCGCAAGUUACUGUAAGUUGUCAGUAACCAACUCCCUGAUGCCCAUGCAACGGCGUUUUCACAUACCAAUUACCGUGACCGUUACAGAAAAUAAAACUGAAACCUUGUUCAGUUUUCCUCAAAUAUCGUUUAACCCUAAGUCAAAUGAAUGUUAGCAGAUUCACACGUUUAUUGCUACUUCACUAGUCUGUGGUAAUCGAACAUGUCAAUUAUGUCGAAGUUUCUAAUGAAGUGAUACGUGUAUUAACACAAGUGACAGGGCAACGGUUGGAACUUUUUUUACAUUAAAUGUUGCGUAAAUGAUACUGCCACAAUUGCAGUACACUAGCAUCGCAGUUUGUGAGCAGAGGCCGUUUCUAGUCUCUCUGUUCGAGCAGCGUGAACUCCGACCCUAGCGGUUGCGAAGACGACUACCCAAUUGUAACCUCGCUACCCAUCACUCGAAAACUUGUAACAAUGAUUCUCCUUAUCUUCAUCGCGUGGCCCGGUGCAUGGUGGAUGUAGCUACAAAAGAACUACGACUACAUGACAGGAUUUAGGGUAAAAAAAAAAUCGAUUACCCCAGUUACGUUUAUUUGGAUACUUGACAUACCGUAUUUAUUCGAAUAAGCGCUCAACCUCGAAUUAGCGCUCACCUCGAAUAAGCGCCCAUGCUAAAGGCACAAAAAGUUAAUAAGCGCCCAGCCUCGAAUAAGCGCCCACCCCACCCCAUUCCCUCCCACAAAAAUUCCAAUAAGAGAUAAUAAGAGACCCUCCCGAAGACGGAGUUUUCUUCUGAGUAUUUUACAGAAACCUUGCUUUGCUACAUCUUCGCUUUUUGUUAGUACCAUUUACUGUUUUGCUGUAAAAUAUACUACUACACUUGCUGAGAAUGGUGAAAAUUUAAUAAGCGCCUAGCCUCGAAUAAACGCCCACCUCGAAUAAGCGCCCACUCUCAAGGUCCAAAAUUUAAUAAGCGCCCAGGGCGUUUAAUCGAAUAAAUACGGUAACGAGUGAUUAAAUUACACAAUUUAGCUAUGUGAUCAUUUCAGAAAGAGAAAAUGAAUUCCAAUAUUAACUUUAAACUGAUCGUCCUAUACACAAUUUAUGAACUCUUCGAGUACUUCUUCAAGACGAAUAUCUGUUACAGUAGUGGUGAAUCUCGUCUUGGCUUGCGUGACUUUUUUCUUCUUCCGGCCUUGCACACGUAGAAUGACGUCAUAGCGUAACUCGUGAUCCGCAUUUUUAAGAUUUCCGGGAAUCGUUGCGCCAUUUAUGUACGUAUACGUGGUUAUCCAUUCACCGGAACGAAAUCGGAAAAAACGGGGAAGAAAAAGUGUAGAGAGUUAUGGCUACCUUCCAAGGGUUUCAAGCUUUGUUUUCUGUGCUCGUUUUAUAUUCCUGGGUUGUAGUGAGUUCGACUAAUCCGAGUUGGUGCACUCAAACCAGUUAUUCCUGCGAUACUAACUACGUAUGUUGCAAUAACCAAUGUGUUCCGGGAUCAAACUGCUAUGAUCGAUAUUGCACCUUCGACUCCGAUUGUUCAGUCGGUGAAAGCUGUUGUAAUAGUCAGUGCAAUGAUGGCUAUAACUGUAUUGGACAGUCUUGUUCUGUAAACUCUGAGUGUGGAUCAUUCGAGUACUGUUGUGACGGAACAUGUUCAUAUGAUUCAUGUUACGAUGCCACUGCCGUAAUACUUGGUUCUAUUUUCGGUACGAUUUUCAUCUUUGGCGUUUUCUCCGUAUGCAUUUACUACGCUUGCAGAAGGCGUCGAGUUCACCAUGGAAGAGUGAUUGUAGGACAGAGAGUUACAACAGCGACCGUGAGGACAACAACAACUACACCGCAGCCUUACCCACCCUAUGUGGGGCAGAUACCUCCACCCCACCAACAAGGCUACCAAUACUACCCCCCACCUCAGUAUGAACAACAUCAGACGGCCAUUCCUCCACCAUACAACCCUGGGACAACUGCAACAAAUGAUCAACCUCCCCCUUAUAGUGCAGCAACACAGGGUAGAUCAGGAGGGGUUUACACUCCUAAACCAUCAUAUGGGGCAGUGCAAACAGCGUCAGCUCCGCCGCCUGUCUAG